AUGGAAAUAGUUGAAUCUGAUAUAAUUGAAGUUAAAACGAAGGUGAUGAAUCUAGCGCUAAACAUGGAGUCUAUGAAUAUUCUCGCAAUCUAUGUACACAAUCUGAUUCAAGAUUUUACCGAAGACGAAAGUGGAGCGGUAACACCUAUACGAUCACGUUACAUCCACUUGGAGCCACAUGGCUUCACGCCAAGUCAUAUCUCUGAACUCCUUCGUGGCCAACAAGUUAAUGAAUCUCAGCACAUAGGUGAAAGAAUCGCUAAUAAAAUCAAUCGUUCACUUACUAAAGAUAGAACUCUCCGAGAGCCCAUCUUCGUGAACGUCCAUGUUGAAUUUGUCAAAGAGAGGCGUUUGGUAUUGCCGUCUGAAGUUCCUGCUUCGUUUGAAGUAUUUCAGAGAUUGGUGGAAGAACAUAGAGUGGAUUUGAAAGGAGAUAAAGAAACUCAGUGUUCAAUUUGCAUUGAGGAUUUGUCCAAGAGUCAACAAAGCAUCAUUAAGAUGCCUAACUGUUUGCAUAUCUUUCAUCAAAACUGUCUUUUCGAGUGGCUUAGUCAAAAAAACUCGUGUCCGUUGUGCCGGAGUUUCGUACAACCGAGGAUCAAGAAAUAG
Messenger RNA from Eruca vesicaria subsp. sativa (arugula), 609 nucleotides. The record is from the annotation of a GenBank genome assembly. NCBI's taxonomy places the organism in Eukaryota, Viridiplantae, Streptophyta, Magnoliopsida, Brassicales, Brassicaceae.